UAGCAUAUUCUUGUUUAAUUUCUUUUCCUGACAUGUCCUUUUUUUGUCAAGAGCUAGUGUGUAUAUUUUUGAUGGAUGUGCUAUAAUGCUCCUUCAUCUCUUACUCAAAGGCUGGAUCAAGACAUUUGACAAAUACUAUGUUGACCAGACACAGCACAUUCUGAACAAUAUGGUGAUGAAGCUGCAGGAAGACCCACGGCGGCGCUUCAUCUGGUCUGAAAUCUCUUUCUUUUCCAAAUGGUGGGACAACAUCAGCAGCCAGAAACGAGCUGCAGUCCGCAGGCUUAUAGGGAAUGGGCAGCUAGAGAUGGCUACAGGAGGUUGGGUGAUGCCAGAUGAAGCUAAUUCCCACUAUUUUGCCAUGAUUGACCAGCUCCUUGAAGGGCAUCAGUGGCUUGAGAAGAACAUUGGGGUGAUGCCGCGCUCCGGCUGGGCAGUGGAUCCCUUUGGUCACAGUGCCACAAUGCCUUACCUCCUGCGCCGGGCUAAUCUGACCAGCAUGCUCAUCCAGCGUGUCCACUAUGCCGUCAAGAAGCACUUCGCAGCUACCCAGAACCUUGAGUUCCUUUGGAGGCAGAGCUGGGAUCCAGACUCCAGCACAGACCUCCUCUGCCACAUGAUGCCUUUCUACAGUUAUGACGUGCCUCAUACUUGUGGGCCUGACCCGAAAAUCUGCUGCCAGUUUGACUUCAAGAGGCUGCCAGGCGGGCGCAUCAACUGCCCCUGGAAAGUCCCUCCCAAGGCCAUCACCAACAGCAAUGUUGCUGAGCGGGCCCAGCUUCUGCUUGACCAGUACCGGAAGAAGUCCAAGCUCUUCCGAAGCAACGUCCUGCUGGUGCCCCUGGGAGAUGACUUCCGUUACGACAAGCCCCAGGAAUGGGAUGCCCAGUUUCUCAACUACCAGCGUCUCUUUGACUUCCUGAAUGCCCGCCCAGAGCUGCACGUGCAGGCACAGUUUGGGACGCUCUCAGACUAUUUCGAUGCCCUCUACAAGCAGAUGGGUGUUGUCCCAGGCACACGCCCGCCUGGCUUCCCAGUGCUCAGUGGGGACUUCUUCUCCUACGCAGACCGGGAGGACCACUACUGGACAGGCUACUACACUUCCCGGCCUUUCUACAAGAGCAUGGGCCGAGUGCUUGAGGCCCAUCUCCGGGCUGCUGAGAUCUUGUACAGUUUGGCCCUGAGUCACGCCCGCCAUGCUGGCAUGGAGAGCAAGUACCCACUGUCCGAUUAUGCCAUGCUCACAGAUGCCCGGCGCAAUCUGGGACUCUUCCAGCAUCACGAUGCCAUUACUGGCACUGCCAAGGAAGCUGUGGUGGUGGACUAUGGUGUCAGGCUGCUUCACUCCCUGAUGAAUGCCAAGCGGGUCAUCAUCAAUGCUGCCCAUUACUUGGUCCUGGCAGACAAGGAGGCCUACCACUAUGACAUGGCAGUGCCCUUCCUUGGCGCAGAUGAGACCCGUCUCAAUCAGGAUUCCCUGCCAGAGAAAAUGGUGAUCAAGCUGGAUGCCACACCCAGAUUUGUGGUUGUGUUCAACCCCCUGGAGCAAGAGCGCCUGACCGUGGUGUCCCUGCUAGUGAACACCCCUCGGAUCCGUGUCCUGAAUGAGGAAGGGCAGCCCCUAGCCGUGCAGCUCAGUGCCCAGUGGAAGUCUGCCACAGACAUGGUGCCCGAUGUCUUCCAGGUGUCUGUCAUAAUACGCCUGCCGGCGCUGGGCCUCACCAUCCUGCAACUGAUCAAGUCUUUUGACAGCCACAACACACUGAAAUCUUCUGUGCGCCUCUUCCUGCACGGCCGUGACUUUGCUGUGCACAAGCAUGAAGCCUUCCCCGUCCAGGUCCUGUCCACCGCCACAGAAGAUUUCUGCUUGGAGAAUCAGCACAUGAGAGCUUGCUUCUCAGGGUCGAGUGGCUCACUCAAGAGUGUGCAUCAUGCUGGUGACAAACAGGAGCAGCGGCUGAGUAGCCAGUUCCUCAUCUAUGGGACCCGGAGUACCAAGGACAAGAGCGGUGCCUAUCUUUUCCUGCCUGAUGGCGAAGCUAAGCCCUACGUCCCCAAGGACCCACCGGUGGUGCGGGUGACUGAGGGGCCCUUUUUUUCAGAAGCAGCCAUUUACUACCAGCACGUCCAAGAGGUGGUCCGGCUCUACAAUGUGCCAGGGGUCGAUGGCCUGUCUCUGGAGAUCUCCUGCCUGGUUGACAUCCGAGACCACGUCAACAGGGAACUGGCCCUGCGCUUCAGCACCAGCAUUGAGAAUAAGGACAGUUUCUUCACUGACCUAAAUGGCUUUCAGAUCCAGCCCCGGCAGUACCUGAAGAAGCUGCCGCUCCAGGCCAACUUCUAUCCCAUGCCAGUCAUGGCCUACAUCCAGGAUACGCAGAGCCGCCUGACUCUGCACACAGCCCAGGCCUUGGGGGUCUCCAGCCUCAGCAGCGGCCAGCUAGAGGUGAUUUUAGAUCGGCGUCUCAUGCAAGAUGAUAACCGUGGACUAGGACAGGGUCUGAAGGAUAACAAGCAGACCUGUAACCGCUUCCGCCUCCUGCUGGAACGACUCAGCCCAGUAAACAAGAGCUCCAGCUUCUUUUCCAAACUGGCCUCCAUGCUGAGAGACUUGGUCUUCCCCAGCAGCAAGGCUGAAAGCCCAGAGGCCCAGGAGAACCAGCCCACGAGCUUUCCAUCUCUGCUCAGUCACAUGACCUCCAUGCACCUGAACGCUGAGGUUCUGGCCAUGCCACUUGUCCAGGAAAAACUGCCCCCUCCAGCACUGAAGUCUUUUCUGCCUCUUUCGACCACUGUGCCCUGCGACUUCCACCUUCUCAACCUUCGAACGUUGCAAGGAGAGGAUGAUUCUUUGCCGUCAACUGAGGUAGCUCUGAUUCUUCACCGGAAGGGCUUUGACUGUGGCCUGGAGGCCAGGAAUUUGGGCUUCAAUUGCACCACCACCCAGGGUGUGCUUUCCCUUGGCAGCCUAUUCCAGGGUCUGGACCUGAUCUCCCUGCAGCCCUCUUCUUUGACGCUGAUGUAUCCACUGGCCAUAGCCUCCCCCAACAGCACCACCAUCCACCUUGACCCCAUGGAGAUUGCCACCUUCCGUCUUCGCCUUGGAUAGCCCAGACUGAACUUCACUGGGAAUGGCAUUUCUGCCCGUGGACUUUCUUCCUCCUCUGGCCACAGCUGUCCCAAAGGACAUUGCUCCAUACCAGGCAGAUACAAAGACGAGACACUCAGGCAGCUGGGUCCUUGAGGCUGCACAAAUAGCCUGGGGUGCUGCUGGUGCCCAGAGGACUCAUGGCACUGCUUCCAGAGUUUGGUCUUAGCUUGGCAUGGAGGGCAGCGGGCUAUGCUGUGAGGAGAGAUGGGUGACAUUGUUUGAGCAACAGUGAAGACCCCUGCUUCUGCUCUUCCCUUGCUCUGGGAACCACCUGUGCACUUGGUUUGACAGCUCCUGGACGUGCACAACAAAAGUGAUGGUAUAGCAAACACUGUAGAACAGAAGGCAGGACAAGGACAGCCUCUGCCUGCAGCUCGAAGCAACGCCCUCAUCUCUGGACAUGCUUCUGCCAGAAAGUAGAGUGAGGAGGAGGGACUGAAGGCCUGUGAGCAGGGGUUAGGGGGCAAGCCACUCAGGGUCAGGUAGCAGCUGCCCAUACCUUUUCCUUUAGGACUGAGUAUUUUCUCCAGAGUGUGGAUUCCUAAAAGAGAAAUGCUGACAGCUAUAGAAGGAAAGAAAAAGCACCUUGCUGUGAUCCAAGCAAGGCGUUUUCCCCGAAUCUCUGCUGCAGCUUGAUCCAAGACAGCCUUUAGCUAGCACAAAGGUGAGUCUGCACAAACGGCUGCUGUUUCAUUUUGGAUGAAGACAGGGAACUCCUAUACUUUUCUCUGCUCCCUUUCCUGCCUUGAAUUCAAGGCAGGAAUUUCCUGCCACUGCGCUGCGGUUAAUAGAGCCCAACGGUUUAGAGACUCUGUUCCACCCACUGCCACCCCAGCUGCCUGCAGAAGUGGAGAAAAUGCAGCUGAGCAGCAGCUCUUGACCCAACGGCUCUAUCUCCCUGGCCAAGGGACUCCCACGCUGUCUUUUGGGAUGUGCCGCCUGGGUUCUCAUGGCACAACGGUGUGUUUUUGCAUAGCACUUGUGCACACAGCCCAUGUGCUUAGUUUACAGUUCAGUGUGUCGUGCAAAACCAGAAAACACGUUGGAGUAAACCAUGAUUCAGCCAACUCUGGGUAAGCAUACUUUGUGAAGAAAGCCACUGUGACUCCAGAAGGCCUCUUGCAAAUUCGAUGGCAUUGAGGCCUGCAGGACUGGUGCAGCUGUUGUCAAGGAGCAGUACAGCUCCUGCCACAAGACCAGCUUUGAUCUUAGGAAGCUGUUCCUCCUGUUCAGGCACCUGCCUCAAGGGUAUUUCCAAUUGCCAUGGGCACGACCUGGAACCGGGGAGGUAGCACCGAGAGCAUCUCUCUCUGCUCUUCACCUGUUUUGUUUCUGCAAGGUUAUGUCUUUGCAACAGGGCUCUUCUCUGGAUACAAUAUGUUUAUAAACAUGUUGAUGGGUGGGCUGCCACUCCUAGGUCAUAGUCUCUUACUAAUUAGACCACUGGUGUAAAUAGAUCUUAAGAGGUCUACCUGCCCAUAGGCAGUUUUCAGCAUGUGAUGCAAGAGUUGUAAGUAAUGCAUACGGCAAACACUAAGAAGCCUAAAUUAGAUUUUGGAAUCUCUCUUGGUUUGCAGGGAUGUUGAUUACAUUAGGAGAAGGAGGGGAAAGCAAGCCACUGUUUUCUGUGUUGCUCAAUUUGUGCUGCAUUAACUCAAUGAACAGGAUGUGAAAGUG
This is a messenger RNA of Python bivittatus (Burmese python), 4828 nucleotides long. The record is from RefSeq and is a predicted model, not a curated record. NCBI's taxonomy places the organism in Eukaryota, Metazoa, Chordata, Lepidosauria, Squamata, Pythonidae.